AAGUUGAUUGUUACAAUUUGACGAUGGAGAGAAAAUGAAAUGAAAAUUUCCAUGGCGAUAACAAAAUUCCAAUAAUAGCCAUCAUCCAAUUUUUAUAAAUCCUUCAAAAUUUCUUCCUCCACUCUUCCUCGCCACCGUUUCCCCCCAAAAAAUGGAAGUUCGGCCGUUAGAAAUCAGAAUCAUCAAAGCUCAUGAUCUCAAAGACGUUAAUCUCAUCACUAAAAUGGACGUUUACGCCGUCGUUUCCAUCUCCGGCGACCAUUUAAACAACCAAAAACAGAAAACCACCGUCGACAAAGACGCCGGCCCCAACCCCAGCUGGGAUUUCCCCAUGACUUUCACCGUCGACGAUGCCGCCGUUCAGGACAACCGCCUUACCCUCAAGAUCAAGCUUCUCUCUGAUCGGAGUUUGGGCGAUCGAGAAAUUGGGGUUGUUUAUGUUCAAAUCAAGGAGUUGUUUGAUUCUAUUGUUCAUCGUGAGGGCGGCGUCGAUGAUGCCGGUAAUGAGGUGAAAUUUGGUAGUUUUAGUGUUCGAUUGUCGAAUGGGAAAGCGAAGGGGACUUUGGAUUUGGCUUAUAAAUUUGGGGAAAAACAUAACAUUGAGUCGCUGCCGCCACUACCGCCGCAUACGACCGAGCAGUACGCUCAGAAGGAGAUGGAACCACCGCCAGUAAUGGCUUAUCCGUCGACAUUUCCUACUUCUAGUUCUUCAUAUCCACCACCGGCGGAUGCAUACCCGCCGCCACCCAGUGGAUAUCCUAACGCUCCGCCGCCGGGGGCGUAUCCACAGUCUCAUUCGGGUGGAUAUCCGCCGCCCCCGGGUUAUGGGUAUCCGCCGGCGGGGUAUGGAUAUGGUGGUGGUUACCAACAGCCACCUCCGGGGUAUGGAUAUCAGCCAAUGAAGCCACCGAAGAAGAACGGUGGCGGUGGCGGAAUGGGAGUGGGAAUAGGGAUCGGAGCCGGUUUGGUUGGUGGGUUGUUGAUCGGAGAUAUGAUGUCGGACUUUUAAGAAAGAACGAUGGCGGUGGCGGCAAUGACGACGCCGGUGGGAGAGCUGAGAUAAAGAAUAGAAAAGAAUAAUAUAUGGAAAAGUAUUAAUGUAUCAAAUUGUAAUGUUUUAUGCAUAUGGGAAUUUGGAAGUGGACUUUUCUCAUGGACUUCAUUUCAUAGUAUUUCUUUGUAACAAAAUUAUAUCAAUUCUUUUACUAUCGUUUCAACUUUUUUAUUA
Messenger RNA from Cucumis sativus (cucumber), 1228 nucleotides. RefSeq names its product protein SRC2. The record is from RefSeq and is a predicted model, not a curated record. The transcript has a single exon. Bases 152 to 1009 code for a protein of 285 amino acids. Gene Ontology annotation, biological process: defense response. Lineage: Eukaryota; Viridiplantae; Streptophyta; Magnoliopsida; Cucurbitales; Cucurbitaceae.